CGUGAAAGCAUCGUUCGCGAGCAGCAAAAACCUACGUAUCAAACUCCAACAUCACAGGCAGUAAGAGAAUAAGAAGGAUGUCGUCGGGUGCGGCGGUGCCGUUCUGGAGGGCAGCGGGGAUGACUUACAUAUCAUACUCCAACAUAUGCGCGAAUCUGCUGAGGAAUUGCCUCAAGGAGCCCUUCAAGUCUGAAGCCCUUGCCCGCGAGAAGGUUCACUUCUCCGUCUCCAAAUGGGUCGAUGGGAAGCCCCAAAAACCUACCGUUCGGUCUGAUACACCAGAAGCUUGAAAUGGGAGGGUUGGUUUUCAGCGCCUGAAGGUUUAUUCUGGUUUGCUUGUUCAUAAAUUUUGUGUUAUUGGUUUUAUAAUGCAUGAACUUGCAAAGACAAGGAUGAUGUUUCAGUUUUUUUUCGGGGCAGUCAAUCAACUUUGUAAUAAUGUAAUUGGCAUUGUUCUAUUUCCAGAACAUUCCGCUCUAAUUAUGAAAACUCGAACUUCUGUGCAUGUAUUUGUUUUUUCUCUAAUGAUAGAUCACAAACUGGAGCUACCUUA
Tripterygium wilfordii is the source of this 553-nucleotide messenger RNA. RefSeq names its product ATP synthase subunit epsilon, mitochondrial. Gene Ontology annotation, biological process: proton motive force-driven mitochondrial ATP synthesis. Gene Ontology annotation, molecular function: proton-transporting ATP synthase activity, rotational mechanism. The transcript is spliced from 2 exons. Gene Ontology annotation, cellular component: mitochondrial inner membrane. The record is from RefSeq and is a predicted model, not a curated record. Lineage: Eukaryota; Viridiplantae; Streptophyta; Magnoliopsida; Celastrales; Celastraceae. The coding region runs from base 78 to 290 and encodes 70 amino acids.